Messenger RNA from Alosa alosa (allis shad), 2366 nucleotides. It is a transcript of the gene klhl8, whose product is annotated as kelch-like family member 8. Bases 93 to 1952 code for a protein of 619 amino acids. The record is from RefSeq and is a predicted model, not a curated record. The transcript has 10 exons. NCBI's taxonomy places the organism in Eukaryota, Metazoa, Chordata, Actinopteri, Clupeiformes, Clupeidae. Gene Ontology annotation, molecular function: protein binding.
AAAUGUGCAUGCGUGAAAGAGAAAGAUAGUGAGAGGGAGGGCGAAUGCUGAAGACGAAUCCAAAGAUGAGGCUCUGGUGCGCGUGAGUGGCCAUGGCUCCAGGCGAUGUGGCGACGGAGCAGGGCAAACAACAGCAGCAGCAGCAGCAGCAGCGGCUGAAGGAGAAGCGCCCAGUGCGGCGCCCGGAGGGCGACUGCGAGGCCGACGGCACCUUCGUCUUCCAGGCCCAGGAGGCCUGGAAGGACUUCCACAACUCACUGCGGCAGUUCUACGAGGCCGGCGAGCUUUGUGACGUCACGCUGAAGGUGGGCAGCCGGCUGAUCCCUUGUCACAAGCUGGUGCUGGCCUGUGUCAUCCCCUACUUCCGGGCCAUGUUCCUAUCGGAGAUGGCCGAGGCCAAGCAGGACCUGAUCGAGAUCCGCGACUUUGACGGCGAGGCCAUACAGGACCUGGUGACCUUUGCGUACUCGUCGCGUCUGUCGCUGACGGUGGACAACGUGCAGCCGCUGCUCUACGCUGCGUGCAUCCUUCAGGUGGAGCUGGUGGCGCGGGCCUGCUGCGAGUACAUGAAGGCCCACUUCCACCCGUCCAACUGCCUGGCUGUGCGAACAUUCGCCGAGAGCCACCACCGCGUCGACCUGAUGGCCAUGGCCGACCGCUACGCCUGCGAACACUUUGGCCAGGUGGUGGAGAGCGAGGACUUCCCAGCCGUCUCUCCACAGCACCUGCGCACGCUGCUGGCUUCGCCCGACCUCAACAUCCACUCGGAGACGCAGGUCUACCAAGCCGCCAUCAAGUGGCUCAAGGCUAACCCGCAGCACCACAAUGACUGGCUGGACCAGAUCAUGUCACAGGUGCGUCUACCGCUGCUGCCAGUGGACUUCCUGACGGGUACAGUGGCCAGAGAGGAUAUGAUCAAGAACAGCCUGAGCUGCCGUGAUCUGCUGGACGAAGCCCGCAACUACCACCUGCACCUCAGCAACAAGAGUGUGCCGGACUUUGAAUACACAGUCCGUACCACGCCACGGAAACACACCGCGGGUGUGCUAUUCUGCGUGGGCGGCCGGGGUGGUUCUGGAGACCCCUUCCGCAGCAUUGAGUGCUAUAACAUCAGCAAGAACAGCUGGUUCUUCGGCCCGGAGAUGAACAGCCGACGGCGCCACGUUGGAGUCAUAUCAGUCGGAGGGAAGGUCUAUGCGGUUGGCGGUCAUGAUGGAAGCGAGCAUCUGGGCAGCAUGGAGAUGUUUGACCCACUCACAAAUAAGUGGACAAUGAAGGCUUCCAUGUACAUCAAGAGGAGGGGCAUAGCCCUAGCAGCUCUGGGCGGCCCCAUUUAUGCCAUCGGGGGUCUGGAUGACAACUCGUGCUACAGCGAUGUGGAGCGCUACGACAUCGAGGCGGACCGCUGGAGCACGGUGGCUGCCAUGAACACGCCUCGUGGAGGAGUGGGCUCCGUUGCCCUUGGGAGUCAUGUGUAUGCGGUGGGAGGGAAUGAUGGCAUCGCCUCCCUGUCCAGUGUGGAGCGGUUCGACCCUCACCUCAACAAGUGGACACACGUGCACGAGAUGGGCCAGCGGCGGGCCGGUAACGGAGUCAGCGAGCUCAACGGUUGCCUCUACGUCGUGGGUGGUUUUGAUGAUAACUCCCCAUUGAGCUCAGUGGAACGGUUCGACCCCCGUGCGCAUCGCUGGGAGUAUGUCGCCGAGCUGACCACCCCCCGCGGCGGAGUGGGUGUGGCCACGGUGAUGGGGCGCGUCUAUGCUGUCGGUGGACACAACGGGAAUAUCUACCUGAACACCGUGGAGGCCUUUGAGCCCCGCAUGAACAGGUGGGAGCUGGUGGGCUCAGUGUCCCACUGCAGGGCAGGGGCGGGCGUGGCCGUGUGCUCCUCCCACAUCAGCCAGAUCCGAGACGUGGGCCAGGGCUCCAGCAACGUGGCCGACUGCAUGUAACCUACCACACACACACCUGAACAACCGCACUGGCCGAGCACACACCUUUACCAGAGCACACACACACAAACACAAUGCCAUAUAUACACACACACAUAAACAAAGACACAAUCACAUGUACAUACAUACACAGGCAAUCACAAAUAUAGCACUGUCAUUCUUUAAACAUGCUCACACAAUCAGUAUAAGUGUUGACUGUCAGUAAUGCGCGCACACACACACACACACACACACACACACACACACACACACACACACACACACACACACACACACACACACACACACACACACACACACACUCACUGUGACUGAAGCAUUUGUGGGAAAAAAGUGACGUUUGGUCUUGUGGACUGACACACAUGGGUGUUCCUCCAAAAUGUACUAUCACUUAUAAUGCUCUGACAAAAAAAA